AUGCUCAAACAACUUGUGAUUGCGGCCGGUGUGCUACUGGCUUCAUAUCUCUACAGUCGGUUGAGAUACCUGCGCGGUAGACAGUAUGCACAUAUUCCGCAGUUACCGAACCAUCUUCUCUGGGGCCACCUCAAAAUAUUCGGAGAGUUUAUGAGCCGGGGAACACACGACCGUCACCCAGAUAAAAUCUUUGAAGAGAUGUGGAUAUCCAUUGGUCGUCCCCCCGUCAUGCUCGUAGACCUGCGGCCUGUCAACCCUCCUAUGGUUCUAGUCCCUAGCCACAGCAUCGCAGAACAGAUAUCGAAGCCGUGUCAGUUGUUCCCUCUGAGUUUCACAACUCAACAUUUGUGGGCACUACUGCCACUUGUUCUGGAGAGUAUGGUCCCUUUCUUGAAAUAUCUGGACCAAUUCGCCAUCUCAGGAGAAGAGGUCUCUCUAGAGAAGCUGAUUUCGAACCUGACGUUUGAUGUGAUUGGCGCCGCUGUGCUGCAUGCGGACCUCAACUCUCAACAGAUGGACAUUUCGAAGCAAGGAGAGCUCCCUCGACUAUUCGCGGAACUGAUGGAUACAUACGCCGACGACAAGAACAACCUUCCUUGGUGGAUUGUUCCCUUGACCACACUGAGACGAUACCGAGUUGCCAAGCGUAUCGAGGUGCUGGUCCAAGACACUAUACGGCAAAGAUACACUGAGCUCAAAGAGGAAGCAAAAGGCAACCGAUCUCGGAGUAUUGCAGCCCUCAGCUUCCAAGACACCGAUGCCCUCACCCCUCAGCUCCUAUCAGAAACGUCAGAUCAAGUCCGCAACUUCCUCUUCGCUGGGCACGACACGACCACUAGCAUGCUGCAGUGGGCAUUGUAUGAGUUGAGCCGCACCCCGCGCGCUCUCAAGGCUGUCCGCGACGAGCUGGAUGAGAUAUUCGGGCCACACGAAGUCGACCCCCUCUCCAUGUGCGCAAGCUUUGCACAAAGCGGCGAGGAAAUCUUCCCGCGCCUGCACUAUAUCAACGCCGUGAUCAGAGAGACGCUUCGCCUGCAUCCCCCGGCUGGCAGCACCCGCAUGACACCCCCGGGAUCAGGCUUCGCGGUCCGCGCCCCAACCGGCGAAGAGUACAACCUCGACGGGACUAUUAUGUACUUGUGUCACAGCGUCAUACAGCGUGAACCAUCCGUGUUCGGAGAUACGGCAGAUGUCUGGGUACCCGAGCGGUGGCUCGGCGAGGCCGGUAAGAAUAUUCCGGCAAGCGCUUGGCGGCCGUUCGAGAGGGGACCAAGAAAUUGUAUCGGUUCUGAACUUGCGAACUUGGAGUCCCGGAUCAUCAUCAGCAUCGUGGCGCGGAAGUAUGAUUUCGUCAAGGUAGGCCUGGGUGAGACCGACUUUGGCGACAAUGGUCUUCCUGUGCUUGAUGAGAAUGGCCAGUUCAAGGUCAAGUCGCAGCUGUACAACGAUGACCGCAAGGCCGGUUGA
Diaporthe batatas is the source of this 1467-nucleotide messenger RNA. RefSeq lists its product as uncharacterized. The coding region runs from base 1 to 1467 and encodes 488 amino acids. NCBI's taxonomy places the organism in Eukaryota, Fungi, Ascomycota, Sordariomycetes, Diaporthales, Diaporthaceae. Gene Ontology annotation, molecular function: heme binding; iron ion binding; oxidoreductase activity, acting on paired donors, with incorporation or reduction of molecular oxygen. The record is from RefSeq and is a predicted model, not a curated record. The transcript has 4 exons.